Camponotus floridanus (Florida carpenter ant) is the source of this 747-nucleotide messenger RNA. Its product is annotated as IQ domain-containing protein K-like. NCBI's taxonomy places the organism in Eukaryota, Metazoa, Arthropoda, Insecta, Hymenoptera, Formicidae. The transcript is spliced from 3 exons. The coding region runs from base 192 to 584 and encodes 130 amino acids. The record is from RefSeq and is a predicted model, not a curated record. Gene Ontology annotation, molecular function: protein binding.
UGAUGCGAUGAAAUUAAAGAAAUGUGAUGUACAUAUUCUCAAUUUUCUAUUCUUCAACAUCAUCUAUUCGCUUCUCUUAUCUAUUAUAAAGUUGACAAGCAAUUUUGACAUUCAAGAUAAUUGAUUUAUAAUUGAUUUGUCCCUAUAUUCAUUUCAUAGAUUCCUAAAGUUUUCGACAAGCAAACGAAACGAUGACUUCAUCCUUGGAAAGCGUUCCAGAUUACUUACAAAAAUAUAUAUUCCCCAUUUUAUUAAGUGCAAUGGAAGAGAUGUUAGUUGAAGCAGAUCGUCGAAAUGCUUUAGACACACAUAAAUGUUCCUUCAAUGGAUUGGAUUAUCUCGCAGAGAUCCUUUGGAAUCGAAAUUCGCGUCAUCCAAGUAGAUUGUGUACAUGGCUAAAAGUGUUUGACAUACCGCAAUUUAAACUAUGGCUAAAAUCACAUCCUAGGCCAAUUUAUCCAAAAUCAUGGCUGUGGAGUAAAGAAGAAGCUGCUUUAUAUAUACAAAGAUAUGUUCGUGGUUGGCUCGUUAGAAAAAGAGCAGACGUUGAGGAGAUGCGCCAAUUUUGGAAGGUAUCCUUAUGAUUGAAAGGAAAGACAUAAAAUAUAUAUAAUGACUUUCAUAAAUUGUAGGUCAUGCGUACAGAGAAAAUGGACAAUUCUCCUUCCAAACUUGAUUAUACUUGAUUAUACUUUUAAUAAAGCAGAGCUUUAACAGUGUUGGAUUGUUCAUUAUAUAUAUAUAUAU